ACGCGGACUCCACGUUUCCUAGGAAACGGAGACGGGGGUGGAGAAGAGUCUUCCUCUGCUCUUACGUCAUCACGUUAUGGUCCGGGCGGCCGGGGCGUGGGAGGGAGUCGGGCUCCGCCAAUCCGAGGUGAGAGUGAGGGAAGUGACACUGAUUGAGCGCCGUCCGUGUACUGUUUCCACUGUCCUCACAAGACUGCGCAUUUUGUAGAUGAGGAAACUUGUGGAAUCCCUCGAAAUUACACGGCCAACUCCCUCGGCCGCAACCUUCGGCCCCAGCUCCCGCUCCGUCCGGGCCAGCCCUUGGCCCCCUCCUUCCCGGUACUACGGAAAUUUGACGAACGGCCCAAACGCCAGGCCGCUGCUCCGAGAGACGCAGCGGUAACAGUAAGCGAGCCAGCCUGGGGUCGACCAAGCCGGACUACGGGGUCUCGAGCAGGACGCCCCCGUGCGCAUGCGCGGGCGGCGCAUGGGCGGAGCCUCGACCUUAGGCCCCGCCCAGUCACACGCGCUUCCUCUUCCGUCGGGAGGCGGGGCCGCGGCGCCAGCGGGAAAGCGGGUUCUCCGCUGCCCAGCGAGCUGAGCCUGCGGGAAUGGCAGGCUCGGGGAGCCUGGUCCUGAGGCCAUGGAUUCGAGAGCUGAUCCUGGGGUCAGAGUUACUCUCAAGUCCACGGGCCGGGCAGCUGCUGAAGGUACUGCAGGACGCCGAGGCCCCGGGCCCAUCCCGCGCCCCUAACGUGUCUGACGUCGAGACUACGCUGCUUGUGUCCGACGGGACCCACAGUGUCCGAUGCCUGGUGACGCGGGAGGCGCUGGACACCUCGGACUGGGAAGAGAAGGAAUUCGGAUUCCGCGGAGCCGAGGGCCGGCUGCUGCUGCUGCGGAACUGCAGGGUCUGCAUCCAGGUCUCGGAGGGCGGCAUGGUGAGUAGUAAGGCUGCCCUGGACGGGUUACUGCCCGUGCUCUCCUUCACAACUCCUGAGACCACCCCUGAACUCCUCCAGCCUGCGGAGUUUUACCUCCAGGUGAACCGCUUCAGCCUGCUGCCCACAGAGCAGCCCCGGGUGUGGGUGAUGGAUUGCCACCAGGACUCAGAUGUGCAGAAAAAGCUCUAUGACUGCCUUGAGGACCACCUUUCAGAGUGUACCUCUUCCAACACGGGCCUGUCCCUGUCUCAGCUUUUGGAUGAGGUGCAGGAGGACCAGGAGCAUCGGGGUGCGCUCGUUCGGUUGGCCGAGAGCUGCCUGGUGCUGGCAGGCCCCUGUGCAGCACCCUCUCUCACCCGCUGGGCUGCCUCACGCUGCAGGGCCCUGGAGGAAACCGUGUACACUGUCCCCAGCCUGUUGCUGCACAUCCCCGAGAAUGAGCAGCAAGUUCUGAGCUCUCUGGGCCCAGGUCAGAGGCCACAAGGCCUGCUGGUCCUCACAGCCUCUCAGCUGGUGCGAGUGGAGAGGGCUGGGCCUACAGCCAUUCCCUACUUCCCAGGGACACCUGUGUUACCCAACCACGUGCCAUCACACAAAGGUGAUACCAGCACCAGUCUUCAGCCUGCCCUGCCCUCGGCUACUCCAGACCCAGUGCAAGAGGACAACAGCCAGCCCCUGCCAGCCCACUGCUCAGCUGCUAGCCCCACACUUCUUCCCAGCUCCCCACCAUCCAGCCAAGCAGGCAGUUGCUCACUCCUGACCUGUACUCCCAGUCUCUCACCCCUUAGUCAUGUCCCCCUUCAACACCAGGCCCCUGUGACCAGGGCCCAGAAACCUAGCCUGGAGUUCAGGGAGCUAGGUCUGUCCACCAAGAACCAACAGCCUUCUCCAAGGAGCAGAUCCACCAAGGGGACCCAGGAGUCCUGUCCUGUGUGGGCUCCUCCAACAAGGCAUCGUGAUGGUUCUGCCUUCCAAUAUAAGUACCAGCCACCCUGUUCCUCCCUGUGUGCCCAGGUCCAAGCCACCAGGCUCCCUCCCCAGCUCAUGGCCUGGGCCUUGCACUUUCUGACAGAGCCCCAGCUGGAGUCCGAAGUAACCCAGGUGUGAGGGGAUCCUGCAGGCAGCCUGGGGGUGAACAGAAAGUGCCCCACACUCUGCUUCCUUUGCGUUUUUUAAUAAAAUAAUCUCAUGCGGCAGGAGAGGAGGGGAUUAGGGAUUGGGGCCGCCGCCUCUUUGGUCUGUGACUGGGGAGGGUGGACUCCGCUCAGGGCUGGAGGAGGGCUCCGGGGGCAGAGGCUCCGCUCUAAGGCCAGAUCCUGUGAGGGAAAAGGGGGAGAAGAAAGGUCAGGGCUGCUCUGAGCUGUCUGCCACCCUUCCCAGUCCUCUUACCUAGGCUUGGGGAUGGAGGGGCCUCCAGCUUGGGCCUGCGCUUGAGGACAGGGGAGCGCUGCAGCCGCAGGGGCCGUUCUGAGGGACACGGAAAGGCUUGGGUGUCUUCCAGGUGGCGGGUUCAGGCCCCUGGCCCCCUGGGCCGGGUCUGCACGAGGGGUCUGCAGAAAGAAGGCUGUGAGCAGGAGCCCGAUGUCCUCCUGCCUGUCCCCAACAUCCACAAUGGCGCUCACUCACCAGCAGACACAGAGUGGGUGCGGGACUUGAUGGAGAUGGGUGGGGCUUCUGUGGAACUGUCCAUAAUGUCACCUGCAAGGCAGGGCUGGGAACUCAGGCACCAGACCUUUGGGGUAAAGGGAAGAAAAACCUGGCCUCUUCCCCUCCUCCCCCAGGAAAGCAAGUGCCUUGGGGACUAUCUGUAAGGACACCCAUCUCCCCAUUGAUGUACCGUCCCACCCCACAGUCCCACUCACCAUCUGAGCCGGCCUUCUUGAUCUCACCAUCUUUGCUCUGUAGGAGACAGAAGAAUCAAACCCCAGCCCUGCUCUCCCAAACCCUUGUUUUAGGAAUUUUAAAAACAUCUACUUGUAGCCAGCACUGCGGCUCAAUAGGCUAAUCCUCCGCCUUGCGGUGCCGGCACAUUGGGUUCUAGUCCUGGUCGGGGUGCCGGAUUCUAUCCCGGUUGCCCCUCUUCCAGGCCAGCUCUCUGCUGUGGCCUGGGAGUGCAGUGGAGGAUGGCCCAAGUGCUUGGGCCCUGCACCCCAUGGGAGACCAGGAUAAGCACCUGGCUCCUGCCUUCGGAUCAGCGCGGUGUGCCGGCCAUUGGGGGGUGAACCAACGGCAAAGGAAGACCUUUCUGUCUCUACCUCUCUCACUGUCCACUCUGCCUGUCAAAAAAAUAACAAAAAAAGCAAAAAAAAAAAAAAAAAUCUACUUGUUUGAGAGAGAGAAUUUCCAUCAACUGGUUAACUCCCAAAUGCCUACAAUGACUGGGGCUGGGUUAGGCCAAAGCCAGGAAGUUAAUCCAGAUCUCGUGCGAGUGGCAGGACUACUUGAGCCUUCACCUGCUGCCUCCCAGUGCAUUAGCGAGAACCUGGGUCUGGGACUCAAACCUAAGCAUUCCAAUACUAGGGUGUGGUGUCCUAACUGGUAGCUUAACCACCGGACCAAAUGCUGCCCCUUUUCUUGUCCUCAUAAUCCAGCCACAGAAUGUCCACCAUGGGGUGCACAAGGCUAUGGCAAACGCAGUCUCAAGCCUGUUGGAGCUCAGGCUGGGUGCACGUUCAAAGAUGUGGAUAAUGCGGUCUCUGACACUCCGGAUGCGCUUCCCACACUUCAAUGUUUCUGAAUUGAGGCCAAGUCUUGCUUCAUGUUUUUCCUGAAAGCUGUUAAACUAGUAGUACAUAGGACUGUUGUCACUAAUGAGAACUACAUCAGUGACACUAGCAGGGUGGCCUGGGAAGGGAGUCAGAACCAGCCCAGAGAGCUGCAGGGGUGGCUAAGGCGGUGCCUGGUGUAAUGCAGGUGGCAGUGAGCCUGGAUGGAGGGAUGGGAGGAGGGUCUGGGAGGCAUCGAAGCAAGGUUAGGAGCUUGGUGGUGUGUUGAGAGGAAGUCCUGAAGGACUGGCUGUUCCAAGCACAGGUGGCAAGGUCAGUGCCAUCUGCAGAGAAAGGACUUCCUAGGUCCAAGGAGGAGAUACCAGGGCACACACCAAAGGAAAAACAGUUUGAUGACCUUUGAGUGGGGAGGGGAGGGGAUGAGCUGGAUUAAUUAGACCUAUCUGCCGUGAGUCUCCUCCCACCUGGUCACAUAUGUCACACUCAGACUGCCACAUGCCCCCUCAACUCACUUGCUUU
Messenger RNA from Lepus europaeus (European hare), 4168 nucleotides. It is a transcript of the gene ACD, whose product is annotated as ACD shelterin complex subunit and telomerase recruitment factor. Gene Ontology annotation, molecular function: telomeric repeat DNA binding. NCBI's taxonomy places the organism in Eukaryota, Metazoa, Chordata, Mammalia, Lagomorpha, Leporidae. The coding region runs from base 591 to 2030 and encodes 479 amino acids. Gene Ontology annotation, cellular component: telomerase holoenzyme complex; shelterin complex; chromosome, telomeric region. The transcript is spliced from 11 exons. The record is from RefSeq and is a predicted model, not a curated record. Gene Ontology annotation, biological process: telomere maintenance via telomerase; telomere capping.